AUGGGGAAACGUCUACGAGUCCCCAACUGUACCCACCUGGACAUGGACCGCGUUUUCGGUCAGGAGCAGCACUGCGGCGUCUGCGGGCGCUCGCCAUCCAUCGGGUUCCUGUACGAGUGCAGACAGGACUGCGAACCUCGUCUUCUCCGCGCUCUACUAGCUAGGGAUCAGGACAGCAUCGAGCCAGUGAAGUCUGCGUUGCGCCAAGAGUUGGAAAAGAUUGGGUUAGGCGAGAGUAUUAUCAUCACAGCGGAGAGCGGACAUUACACCGACAAGCAACUGAACAAGCUCAAGGGCCUGAAGCUUGAGCUCCAGCAGGUCAUCUUGGACACGCAACAAGCCGCUCAAGCCAGCGAUGUCGUCUCUAGACUCACCGCUGCCAUGGCCAAGGCGCCAUAUAGCACCGAUGGGGCCUUCAACAGUAUGCCUGACAUGAACGCAAAGCCCAUGGGAUGCAACGUAAGAGCCUGCCACACCUGUCGCCCGUACUAUCGAGAACGAAUGUACAUUCCCUUCCAAGCGGUACUCAACGCAGAGUUCCCGCCCAUGACACGCGAAGACAUGGAGGAGCUCCCGAUAAAAUCAGCACACAUCAUGCGCACCAUCGGCAUUCGAGCGCAGCCAUUACCGUCCUCCACGACUCUAGGCACCUCCCCAUCAACAUUGCCCAACUCCAAUUCUUUCGCUACAUCUGCAGGCUCACCACUUACCGCCUCUUCCAACACAACCGAUUCAAGCGAAGCAACGUUCAAGACAACGCAGACUGACAUGGAUGAGAUCUCGGCUCAGCGCCGCCCCCGCCGACGGUUCUACAAGAUGGGUCGUCGAUCGUCCGUGGAUAUUGCCCGCUCCCUUUCUCGCGGAUCCAGUCUCCUCACACCUCAAGGUCUCAAAUCCGCCGUCCAGGGUAUCUUCCGCCCAAACCGAGAAUCCAGCUCCGAAGGCUCUAACAUUACUCUUCCGCUCCCACGGACUGGCACAGUUCGCGAUAACACCGGUUCUCCGCCUGUAGGCGAAUUUGAUCUCGGAGCUUUACGUCGCGUUCGGAAGCAGAAAGAGCGCAAUGAGGUCAAGAACGGAACGUACACGGGUGGCUUCGAAAAUGUGACCGCACAUGCCACGGCGCCCAGUGACGUGGCAUCGGGAAACAAUGGUAGCACCGACUCUGAGUUCUCGGUAUACUCGUUCACAACUGAAGAGGAAGGGGAAGUCGCAGUGGAAGGUGUGGCCAUUACCGAGGAAGCAGCUGAGACGCACACACCCGAUCUUGUUGCCCUUAAUAUUUCCGCUAUCCAUAAGCUGGACGCGGUGAUCAAGACCGCAGAGGUCGCGACUACUGAGAUCGAAGAGGACACGGAUAUUGGAUUACAAAGCAUCAUGACACAGGUGUGA
Alternaria incomplexa is the source of this 1392-nucleotide messenger RNA. RefSeq lists its product as uncharacterized. Lineage: Eukaryota; Fungi; Ascomycota; Dothideomycetes; Pleosporales; Pleosporaceae. The record is from RefSeq and is a predicted model, not a curated record. Bases 1 to 1392 code for a protein of 463 amino acids. The transcript is spliced from 2 exons.